UGCAGGUCCCAGUCUUUGAACUAGAGCAAACAAUAUCUGAAAUGAAUGCUUGGUGAGAAAUGAACACAGCCUUGUUAAAAACUUUAGGGGAUCUUAUUUUGGCGAGAUUCCAACCCAACCCUAUUAUUCUUCUCAAGCCAAACGAAUGAGGAGUAGCAUAGUUCAAUGUCUAUGGUAAGUGACAAGUGAAAACUACUUAAGCAAGCAGGUGUCACAAAUUGGAACUAUGUUUCUGAAUUGUUUGGGCAUGUGCUGUUCGAAGCCCACAACAAAUACAAAUUCAUCUCGGAGACAGUUUCCAUCGUUAAUAGAAGAACUGUGCCAUCAAUUUUCUCUCAUCGAUCUCAGGAAAGCCACCGAUAACUUUGAUACAAACAGAGUAAUAGGACGUGGAUUAUUUAGUGAAGUAUAUAAAGGCUGUUUACAGCAUAAUGGGGUUUCUGAUUACACGGUCGCAAUAAAGCGAUUUAAGGAUCAAGGAUGGGAAGCGUUCAACACGGAAAUAGAAUUGUUAUGUCAGCUUCAUCACCCCAGAUGUGUGUCUCUUAUAGGAUUCUGCAACCACGAAAAUGAGAAGAUUCUUGUAUACGAGUACAUGUCCAAUGGAUCUCUAGACGAACAACUACAAGAUGGUAAACUAUCAUGGAAGAAGAGGCUAGAAAUUUGCAUAGGAGUAGCACGUGGGCUACACUACAUUCACACCGGAGCUAAACGUACCAUCUUUCACUGCAUCCUAGGUCCUAAUACCAUCCUUUUGGAUGACCACAUGGAGCCAAAACUCUCUGGUUUUGGUGUUAGCCUGCAGGGAUCACGUUUUAUGUCAAAGCAGAAGCAAAUCAAUGUAGAGCAUGUUAUGGGUACUUGGGGCUUCAUGGCUGCGCUGGUCAACGAUGGUACCAUCACAGCUAAAUGGGAUGUUUUCUCAUUUGGUUUGGUUCUACUCGAUGUUGUGUGCAGGAGAACCCUGGCUGAAAAAGAAUUUCCGGAGAACCACCUUAUUGAGGAGAAAAUUGAUCCGAUUCUCAAAGGAAAUAUUGCACCAGAUUGUUGGCAAGUCAUGAUAAAUUGCUUGACGUAUGAACCAGAUGAGCGACCUAUGGUGGGUCUAUUGAGGAGGAAGUUCCUGUGGAUUACAGUAACACCAAUAACACCUGAGUCAACUAUAUAAGGGAUCAACACCACUCUUUAUCAAAAACAUUAAG
This is a messenger RNA of Vigna umbellata (rice bean), 1202 nucleotides long. RefSeq names its product receptor-like protein kinase FERONIA. Gene Ontology annotation, cellular component: plasma membrane; plasmodesma. NCBI's taxonomy places the organism in Eukaryota, Viridiplantae, Streptophyta, Magnoliopsida, Fabales, Fabaceae. Gene Ontology annotation, biological process: protein autophosphorylation. The record is from RefSeq and is a predicted model, not a curated record. Gene Ontology annotation, molecular function: ATP binding; transmembrane receptor protein tyrosine kinase activity.